Molecule: messenger RNA, 324 nt
Organism: Mercenaria mercenaria
Lineage: Eukaryota; Metazoa; Mollusca; Bivalvia; Venerida; Veneridae
Product: adenylate kinase-like
Exons: 4
Coding region: 1-324 (107 amino acids)
Source: RefSeq, a predicted model, not a curated record
AUGGCUAUACAAAGAAUCGGCUCAAACAAGCUGAAAGGAACUACGUUGAUUUCAGGUUUUCCACGAUCAUUGUCCCAAGCUGAAGCCUUACAUUCCAGUGGAUUGGCGUUUGAUAUUGUCCUCAACCUGAACAUUCCAGACCACAUUAUCAUAGACAGAAUAAAGGGAAGCUUGAAGGAAUUUGACAUAAGGUCACGCAAGGAUUAUCUGCAUGAAAGUAUCCUGAAAUCGGACCAGCAGAUUGAGGAAGAUUUCUUUUCCAUAAAGGGAAAACUAGCCCUGUUCCAAGACAGCCAAACAAAUGAACUGAGUGGAUCAGAUUGA